AUGGAUAAAAAGGUUUGUUUGAUGCGGCACAGCUCUACUUUUCUUGCCGAAAUAAAUCGAUUGCAGAGCCAGGGCCAGCUCCAAGACGUUACGCUGUCAACCGGAGCGCAGCAGAUUCGGCUCCAUAAGCUGGUACUGGCGGCCGCCAGCCCGUAUUUCAGGGCGCUCAUUUGCAAAACGCCCUCACCGCAGCCCAUCUUCACCGUGGGGAUACCGUACCAUGAUCUGCGCGUGAUCGUCGACGCCUUGUACCAGUCUAAGGUGGAGAUCCCUGUGGCGCAGCUCAGUUCCGUGCUGAACUCGGCAAACAAGUUGCAGAUCCGCGUCUUGGUGCAGGAAACGUCCCCCCGUGUUCCGAACAAGCGUCCAGCGUCCCGGAUGGAGGCCGACGACCCGUUCGGGCCUGGUAGCUCCCGGAAUUGCUCCGCAAUAGUGAGUUCAUCCACUUCGCCCACCCCGGUUCCCAUCAAGCGUCCGCCAUCCCGGGCCGACGACGAUGCACAGCCCGGUCCGUCCGGGCUCGGACGCUUCUGGAAUCGCUCCGCGCUAGUGGGAGCGGGAGUUUCGGUUGCCGCGGAGCUGCCCAACCUGGUUACCAUGAUGCAGCGUACGUGCGUGAUUGGCGAUGCGCCUCAGCGUGUUGAGGAUAAGAUGGAAAUUCAGCCGGACGCGGAGAUCGGGAAAGCGGUUCAGCGUGAGGGGGAAAAAGGGGGAUCGGAAGAGAAGAUGGAUCUCGACGUGCCGAAUCCGAAAAUCGCUCGAGGAUCAGCUUCAACGGAGAACGACGGCAAGAAGUAA
This is a messenger RNA of Anopheles coustani, 798 nucleotides long. Its product is annotated as protein tramtrack, beta isoform-like. The transcript has a single exon. Gene Ontology annotation, biological process: regulation of transcription by RNA polymerase II. NCBI's taxonomy places the organism in Eukaryota, Metazoa, Arthropoda, Insecta, Diptera, Culicidae. The coding region runs from base 1 to 798 and encodes 265 amino acids. Gene Ontology annotation, molecular function: protein binding. Gene Ontology annotation, cellular component: nucleus. The record is from RefSeq and is a predicted model, not a curated record.